Molecule: messenger RNA, 3376 nt
Organism: Dendrobium catenatum
Lineage: Eukaryota; Viridiplantae; Streptophyta; Magnoliopsida; Asparagales; Orchidaceae
Product: auxin response factor 3-like
Exons: 12
Coding region: 797-3001 (734 amino acids)
Biological process (GO): regulation of DNA-templated transcription; response to hormone
Cellular component (GO): nucleus
Molecular function (GO): DNA binding
Source: RefSeq, a predicted model, not a curated record
AAGAAAACAAACGAAAAAAAAGCAAUAAAGAACGCCCAAGUCACCGCUCACCACUCCUUCCCUUCAAACACCCCACUGGUCUAUCUGCCUCCUCUGCCAUCGCAACAGCGCCAGCAUCUACUGCUCUGCUUCAGCUCUGCAACAAUGGACCCACUGCUUCCUUGCUCCUCCCCCUAAAAAGGAGAAAAAAAGGCCUCCUUUCUCUUUCUCUCUCUCUUUCCGCUUUCCCCAUUUUUAUCUAUCCGACUGCUCGCAUGCUAAUCCCCCUCCCCUUUCUAGCUUAAAUAAAUAAUGGAGAGCAGAAGAGAGAGAUUAGAUGCCAGAUGACAGAUGUAGCAGCUGGAUUCAAGGGGGGAAGAGAGGUUGGGGAGAGAAACAUAGUGGUGCAGGCGGUACGGAGAUGGCAUGGUUAGCCCGUCGCUUUUGACUCCUCCGCUUUUGGCAAAGCUGAUGUUAUAAGCGGAGCGCCCCCGGAAGAGCUCUAGAAAAAGGAUAACCCUUUUUUCGCUUUCGUAGCUUUCGUAGCUUUCUACCCCCUUCAUCUUCUUAUCUGUCGUAAAAAUUUAAUUUUACCGAGGGAUAAAGUGGUAUACCGAUUAAGAGAUACACACCACCUUUUCCCCGGCUUCUGCCUUGCGGGUUUGGUACCUAAUUUAAACGGUAGAUAAAGCCGAGCCUUUGCGCCUUUUCUCAUGGCCGCGGCAAUGGUUUUGUUUCUUCGGCUGGGCUAAUUGCUCGUGGGUCCAUUACGUGGUGACACUUUUAGGGUUAACUUCUUUGCGAGUUGCUGCGGGCGAUGGGGAUCGAUCUGAACACGAUCGAGGAGGAGGAAGAGGAUGAUCCGUCGGAGCUCCGGCCGCUUACCCCGUCACCGCAAGCUGGCGGUGUGGGUUCGGUGUGCCUUGAGCUGUGGCAUGCCUGCGCUGGGCCGAGGAUUUCUCUUCCAAAGAAGGGGAGCUUGGUGGUUUACCUGCCGCAGGGGCACCUCGAGCAUCUCGCCGGCGGGCAGCACGCUGGCGGAGGAGGGAUGCUGUUGCGUCACGAUGUGCCUCCUCACGUGUUCUGCCGGGUCGUAGAGGUCCAGCUUCGAGCAGAGGCAGCGACAGAUGAGGUUUACGCGCAGCUCUCUGUGAUUGCGGAAAGUGAGGGGUUUGACGGACAGAUUCACGGAGUUGCUGAGGGAGAAGGGGAAGAAGUGGAUGAGAUGGAUGCUGGAGACCAAUCUCCAAUUCCGCACAUGUUCUGUAAGACUCUUACAGCAUCUGACACAAGCACACAUGGAGGCUUUUCUGUACCACGCCGAGCAGCUGAGGACUGCUUUCCUCCGCUGGAUUACAGACAACAGAGGCCGUCCCAAGAGCUUAUUGCUAAAGAUUUGCACGGCCUAGAGUGGCGCUUUCGGCACAUUUACAGGGGCCAACCACGUCGGCACUUGCUCACAACAGGUUGGAGUGCUUUUGUCAACAAGAAGAAACUUGUCUCUGGGGAUGCUGUUCUUUUUCUUCGUGGGGGUAAUGGGGAGCUUAGAUUGGGCAUUCGGAGAGCCUCUCAACUGAAAGGCAACAUUUCGGGAAUUCAUAACUUGAAUGUUGGAGUUGGAGCACUAGCAUCACUGGCAAAUGCUGUCUUGACGAAAAAGAUGUUUCAAAUUAAUUAUAAUCCAAGGGUUAACCAAUCAGAGUUCAUUAUACCUUAUUGGAAAUUUAGGAAAAGCUGCAGUUAUUCAAUUUCUGUUGGGACCAGGUUCAAAAUGCAUUUUGAAAGUGAAGAUGCAGCAGAGAGAAGGUGCACAGGAUUGAUAACUGCCGUUAGUGACUUGGAUCCUGUCCAGUGGCCAGGCUCAAAAUGGAGGUGUCUUGUGGUAAGAUGGGAUGAGGAUGACGUGGACAACAGUUUACAUAAUAGAGUCUCUCCUUGGGAAUUAGAGCCCACUGGAUCAGUCUCUUGUCCAAGCAGUCUUUUAGUGUCUGGUUCAAAAAGAACCAGAAUUAGCAUUCCCUCACUCGGUACUGAUUAUCCACAUCCUAGUGGAAGUGGUUAUCAGAGCUUGCGGGAAUCUGCAAGGUUCCAAGAGGUCUUGCAAGGUCAAGAAAUUUUUGGUUUCAAAUCUCCUUAUAAUGGGGCUGAUGCAACUCUUCCUCAGCUUUCUGAGAUGAGAAGCCAUCAUCUGCCUGAAAUGAGGAGAUGCAUUGCCAAUCCUAACAGCUGCUUGUUAGCUGGCUCAGGAGGCAAUACCAGAGUUCCACCGGGAAACUCUGAUUUUUACUACCAGGGCACAGGCUUUGGGGAAUCUGUUCGGUUCCAUAAGGUCUUGCAAGGUCAAGAAAUUGUUCCAGUGUUGCCAUCAUUCCGUGGAAUGGCCAUUGAAAGCCUAAGAGAAAAUGAUGGAUCAAAAUUAUUUGAAUCAUAUGGUACUGGAAGGUGUUCUGCUGCACCACUUCAAGGAUACUGUACGUUCAUACAGCCAUGUACCCCAACAGCUCAAGUCUCGUCUCCCUCUUCAGUUUUGAUGUUUCAGCAUGCUGCUUCUCAACUCCCAUGCACUCAUUCAUUAUAUGACGCAAAUGAAAAGGAGAAAGCUGACAAUAGUAACUUAUCUGGUCCUUUCUCUUCAGCUGAUGCAGAUCAUGUGCAACAGACGUCCUCCACAACUCGUGUGCAGCCGCAGGCAUCCUUUGCCAAUGCCUUUAAUCAGGGAAAUGGUUUUACAAAAGAACAGUGUGAAAAUCUGAGUAUGUAUAAGGCACCGAUUCAUAAAAACAGUCAGAGCAUCCUUCAUGGUAAUGGUAGCAGUUGUAGGCUCUUUGGCUUUCCACUAACUGAGAAGAUUCCAGUUACUAAUGUGGUGAGUAGCUCUUUCAAUGAGUCUACUUUAUUAGAGGCUAGCAUUAAAUCAUCUUUCUCAAUCCAAAGGCCUCAAAUGCCAUCGAAAAAUACAGGUCAUGGAUGUACCAGAGCAGGUCUGUUAAUUUCCCGAAGCUUACUUGAUAUGCCUAUCUAAUGAAAGAUAUGGAGGAGGUUAUGAAUGAUUAUCUGGCAUUAUGGUUGUUAUCAUUCUCAAUCUCCGGAAUGUUGCAACAUCAGAGUGCAUUGCUGCAGCUGAUACCUAAUUUGUGGAAGCACCUUUAUCUAUUAAUAUAUUUUCUAUCUUUUCAAUGAUUAUCUACCUGUGACUUUGGUAAACCUGUGAAAUGCUUUUGAAGAUGCACUAUUGUACCUUUAAAGCAUAGUUAAACAUGGAUUAACACUGAACUCAACAUGGUUGUACUCUGCUGUAUGAAGCUGUGUAACAAUAUUUCUCUCAGCUGUGAACACAUGCAGCUAAUGCAAAACUUCUAGCUCUGAAUGGUAUUGCAUCCACUUGUGGCAUUGUUUA